AUGCAAAAAGAAAAUAAUAACAACAAUAAUCAGGAAGUAGUCACUACCAAGGAUAUGGAUUAUGAAAACGAGCAGUAUUCGUGGAUACCGUUUUUAGAUGAAGACGAUCCUCUUCCAGGUCAAUGUUGUCCAUAUGCAACAACAUCACCUGUUACCAUUGAAAGAUCUCUCAUCAUGAUAAACUGUGAUAAGGACGAUAUAUUAUUGGAUGUUGGAUGUGGUGAUGGACGUAUUGCCAUCUAUGCAGCCAAACACUAUGGAAUAAAGUCAAUAGGUAUCGAUGUAAAUCCAGAUCUUAUCGAAAAAGCCAAUUCCGAUGCCAAAGAAGCAGAUGUUUCACAUUUAGUUUUAUUCAAAGUUCAAAGUUUUGCAGAGGAAUCAUUUGAUUUCAAAUUAUCAACGAUCGACAAAGAGUUUGCCAAAGAUUGUAAACAUAUUUAUCCAACUAUUAUUACAUGUUAUCUAAUUCCUAAAGCAUUGAAAAUAAUUGAACCACGCAUAAAAGAUCUUGUUAGACACAAUUGUUUGGAAUCAACAACAUCACAGUCAGAGAUACUGACAAACACACGUCCAAUUACAGCACACAAAGAUAUCAGAGUAGCACUUUUCGUUUUCGAAAUGGAGAGAUGGAAGACAGUCGAUAAAGAUGAUAAAUUCAAGAUAUUUACCUAUUCUAAAGUAUCGAUCGAUGUCAUUCCAACUUUUGUCAAUACUGAAAAUCCAUAUAUAAUGUAA
Messenger RNA from Heterostelium album PN500, 735 nucleotides. RefSeq names its product SAM-dependent methyltransferase. The record is from RefSeq and is a predicted model, not a curated record. Gene Ontology annotation, biological process: regulation of mitochondrial ATP synthesis coupled proton transport; positive regulation of proton-transporting ATP synthase activity, rotational mechanism; peptidyl-lysine trimethylation. Lineage: Eukaryota; Evosea; Eumycetozoa; Acytosteliales; Acytosteliaceae. Gene Ontology annotation, molecular function: protein-lysine N-methyltransferase activity. The transcript is spliced from 3 exons. The coding region runs from base 1 to 735 and encodes 244 amino acids. Gene Ontology annotation, cellular component: mitochondrion.